ACUAAGUCAAUUUGUACAUUAUUACAUUUUAUCGGAAUUUGAUAGAUUAUGUAUUUAUAUAAUAAUAAUUGUAAAGAAUUAGACGAAUUUAAUACUUUGCUUAAAAACUUUUGGAAUGUUAUAAAACUUGAAUUUGUUGACUUCAACUUUCAUUGUUAUGUAAAAUAGUGAUAUUCAAAUUAAAAACGGAUUAAAUUUGCUCGGGAUUUAACAAUAACAAUAAAUAAGUUCCAAUUAAAAAAGUUACGAGUGUAGUUGUGUUUAAUAUAAUCACGUGUUCUACUUUAGUAUCAGUUUCGUUGUAUCACGUGAAAGAGGUCAAAAAAUAAAUUUCAUUUUAAUUUCUUAUCAAUGACAAAGAAAUAGGUAUCAUUUGCAGGUAAUGCUAAAUAUUAAAAAGUGUCAUAAGAAAGAACGUUUAUAAUCUUGGUAUAGCCAAGGUAAUUUGUAAAUUCUAAAAUUUAGAUUUUAAUAAAGCGAUGAAUGCCGCUAUUGCCUUAUGUACAUUUUGUGAAAUACAUGGACCUAAAGUAAUAUUUACUACGCAAACUUAUCGCAAUUAUGAUAAUCAAACUACAGAAAAGUUAAAAUUUUAUGGACCAAAAGAAAUAUUAAAACAAGCGCAGACUACAAUAGAUGAAGGACAACAAGAAUGUGAAGGUUGUCAAAGUAUUAAUAAUUUAAAAUACUUGAGUAAUGAGCAUGAUACCAGAACAUCUUUUUUAUCUGCUCAACAACCAUUGACUCAAGAUAUUGAAAUUUUAUUAAAACAUGCAUGCAUCAGGAGUCUUAGUUGUGAGGUACAUCCAGGCAAAGAAGGUGUUUGCUAUUUUGGAGAUGAAUACAGAGGGCAUGUUUUAAGUCGUACUUUUACAUUAAAAGAUGCCCAGGCAAGAGGCUUUCGCAGAUGGUGCAGCUUUAUUGUUUUUAUGAGGGAUAAGCAGUUUUUAUUGAACAUGUGGCCAUUUUUAAUUGAUAAUCUAAGAGAGGUCAUUAGAGAAUUACAGGACUGUGCAGAAAGGAAAUACAAUAUUGAAGAAGCUGAAUGCCCACAAAGAACAAUGCGUUUGACUACAACAAAUAGCAGCUCAGGCUCCUGUCAUAAUUCAACAAAACAAGUUAGAGCACUUAGCAGUAUAACAAAUGAGAAGCAUGUUUAUGUCAGAAUCCACAUGUGGCUUGUAUGGAUCCUUAGUGCAGGUGCUAGACAUUUUAUAGAAAUUUUACCAAUGAGUUUACUAGAUAAAGAACUUAAUUACAAUUUAGAACAUCGUAUAGAAACUGAAGAAGGAUUCACUUUGGUUAAUACAAAAUUACCCGUAAAUUUGAACUUAAAUACAGAAGAAUCUCAAACAUCAGAGUUUUCUGAGAUUUCAAAUAAUGCUGCUAUUCUUAUUUUAAGAAAUUUAAAAAAGAUAAUUGGCAAAGAUCAAUUCAGACAAUUAUUAUACUCUAGUUUAACUGGCAUUCAAAUUUUGGUGAGAGGUCCAAAAACUCAAAGAAUUGAAUUAUUACAUGGAUUAAGUUCACUAGUACCAAGAGCAUGUAGAAGAGUACAUACACAAGCAGUAGAAUAUCUGGAUCUAAAUAAAUAUAAUUUUAUUGGAGUGGACACAUCUGUAGCUGUACCUUUACCAUCUCCAAAUGUAUGUAGAUUGGAUAUUAUAGCUGAUGAACAUAAAGUUGAAAAUACACCAUCACAUAUAGUUAAAUGGACUGGUUUACUCCCAUUAAAACUUCCUACAUUGUUAGUAAAACUUGAAAAAUCGUUGGAAGAUGAAAAACUUGGAAAUUCUGUUCUUAAGGCACACUUUAUUGCUUUACAGAAAGAAUGGGCAAAUAUUGCAAGGGUUGUUCAUGCAAUGCGAGGCAGAGGUCAUCGUGGAGAUCUUUCUGGUCUCAUGCUUAGUUUAGGUGCUGGCCCUCAUGAUAAAAAAUUGUUAGAUGCAUGGUCUAUGGGUUUACCAUCAAAUCCUGCAUAAUUUAUGUUUUGAAAUUGUAUGAAUUGUAGUAUACCAUUGGGAUACAAACA
Vespula vulgaris is the source of this 2032-nucleotide messenger RNA. RefSeq names its product folliculin. The transcript has 8 exons. Gene Ontology annotation, cellular component: cytosol. Gene Ontology annotation, molecular function: GTPase activator activity. The record is from RefSeq and is a predicted model, not a curated record. Lineage: Eukaryota; Metazoa; Arthropoda; Insecta; Hymenoptera; Vespidae. Bases 480 to 1982 code for a protein of 500 amino acids. Gene Ontology annotation, biological process: negative regulation of transcription by RNA polymerase II; positive regulation of transforming growth factor beta receptor signaling pathway; positive regulation of GTPase activity.